Mollisia scopiformis is the source of this 1212-nucleotide messenger RNA. RefSeq names its product mitochondrial folate transporter-like protein/carrier. Gene Ontology annotation, molecular function: pyrimidine nucleotide transmembrane transporter activity. NCBI's taxonomy places the organism in Eukaryota, Fungi, Ascomycota, Leotiomycetes, Helotiales, Mollisiaceae. Bases 1 to 1212 code for a protein of 403 amino acids. Gene Ontology annotation, biological process: pyrimidine nucleotide import into mitochondrion. Gene Ontology annotation, cellular component: mitochondrion. The record is from RefSeq and is a predicted model, not a curated record. The transcript has 2 exons.
AUGUCGCAUGAACGCAGCACGCCAACUUCUCCCGGAUCUCAGGAAUUCGCUUCCUCGCCGACGUCAGCUCAACCUUUCACGAGGAAGCCGAUGAGCUUCCAGAGAAAUAGCAAUGGACCGAUUACACCUUUUGAGAACUGGUGUAGGGGGAGGUCGGACGAUAGCUUCGCAGCAUUGGCUGGGGCUACAGCUGGGUUCACAUCAGGAAUCGUCACUUGCCCUUUGGACGUAAUUAAGACGAAGUUGCAGGCUCAGGGAGGAUUCAGAGCUCAGACGAGCGCCCCUUUGGCGCACCCCGUAUACUCAGGAAUGGUGGGGACAGCGAGAAUCAUAUGGCGUGAAGAGGGUCUUCGUGGGAUGUAUCGUGGGCUCGGUCCCAUCAUAUUAGGAUAUCUGCCUACCUGGGCAGUAUAUUUCACUGUGUACGGGAAGUCGAAAGUCUUUUUUGGAAAACGAUUUGAAAAUAAGAAUCUCGUCAAUUUCUGGUCUUCGAUUAUAGGAGGAGCAUGUUCGACCAUGAUCACGAACCCAAUCUGGGUGAUCAAGACCCGUUUGAUGUCACAAGUGAGCAGAAAGUCAACUUUGCCAGGCGGAAGACCACCAUGGCACUACAAAUCCACACUGGAUGCUGCUAGGAAGAUGUAUCGAACGGAGGGACUUCUAUCUUUCUAUUCAGGGCUUACGCCCGCACUUCUUGGCUUGACUCAUGUCGCUGUACAGUUUCCAACAUAUGAGUUCCUGAAGACAAAGUUCACUGGACAAGGCAUGGGCAAGUCGAAAGCGGGGGAUGAUAGUACCCAUUGGAUCGGAGUAUUUUCGGCGAGUGUUCUCAGCAAGGUGAUGGCCAGCUCUGCGACAUAUCCCCAUGAAGUAAUCAGGACAAGAUUACAAACCCAACAAAGAACCGCGAUGCCAUCAUCAACGUCAGAGUAUGCAACCUUUCGAGGAGGCAUUGAAGGAUCUACAGUUCACAACCCGGCGAAUAUCAUUGCUAAGAGCAAGUCGGUGUUACCAAGGUAUAAAGGUGUUGUUACGACGUUUAAGACGAUCCUGAGGGAAGAAGGGUGGAGGGCGUUCUAUGCUGGGAUGGGCACCAACAUGAUGCGUGCAGUCCCAGCUGCGACUACGACAAUUCUAACGUACGAAUUUGUGAUGAAGCAGUUGAAUCAUGGGAGGGAAGAGGGAAGACGGAAAUCGGAUCUCCUAACUUGA